UCGGUGGUUUUGUUCUCCACACCCGAGCAUUUUGAACGUGUCGCAUCAUCAUGACAGGAACCCGCGUAACCGUAAUAUUACCAGAGCCUCCAUCUGAGUCCAUCGCCAUCUUCCACGGCCGGAAGGUGCGUCCCCCGGCCCGGGGGUUUAUCGCCCGCCAUCUGGGAUCUGGGCAUCUGGCGCAUCUGCCUGCCUCCCGUGUCUAGAUUCCGGACAACGAAUCUAGGACUGGCGGAUCUGGUUGUCCAUUAGCUGUUCUCACUCCCUCAGCUGCAGACCCUACUCCGCAUUGGUGGCGGGAUCUGGUCGCAAUGGAGUCCCUUGUCAGCCUGGUGGAUACGACGCUUUCCUCCACGCACAUGGACGCCAUUGACGCCCUUCGAGCUUUUUUUCUUUUGGCGUCGUGUACGAUCCUCUCCGCCAGCAUCCUACCAGACUCUCUUCACUCACGCUUCGUUCCUUAUGGCGCUCGUGCAACCUCGUCGGCGUCCUCGCCCCCGGCGUCCUCGAACAGCUCCCCGGCAGCGCGCAUUCUGGACUAUGUGGCCUCCUUGACAGUCCCUCACAGCUACUUCACGCAGUUCUACGUGGUCUCCGUGUCAGCGUCCCUCUUCUGGGCUGCGCAGCUUCUCUGUCAGGGAGCUGUAUUCCAGGCCUUCUCAUCGAGGAUAAGUCCGGAGCAUCUGGAGAAGUCUAUGUCGAUACAACAGGUGUUUCUGUGCUGGGUUCUUUUGCUCAUUCAGGGGGCGCGGCGGUUGUAUGAGUGCAACGCAUUUUCCAAGCCUUCAUCAUCCAAGAUGUGGUUCGUUCACUGGCUCGUAGGCCUUGCAUUCUACCUGACAGUGUCCAUUGCCGUGUGGAUCGAAGGAGCAGGCGUGCUGCGGUCUCAUAAACUGGACCUCGACGACAUCAAGGUUACGAUAGCUCCCUCCCUCCGCACCUUUGUCUGCAUUCCUAUCUUCCUGCUGGCAUCAGGCAUCCAGCAUGAUUGCCACCAUUUCCUCUUCUCCUUGAAGAAGUAUACGCUUCCCACUCACCCGGCGUUUCGCCGGAUCGUGUGUCCGCAUUAUACGGCCGAGUGUGUGGUGUAUCUCUCACUUGCCCUGCUGGCCGCUCCCAAGGGUGAGAUCGUAAACAAGACCCUGUUGUCCGCUCUCGCCUUUGUCGUGAUCAACCUGGGCACCACCGCUGCCAACACGAAGCAAUGGUAUCUGCGCAAAUUCGGCGCGGAGUCUGUGCGGGAGAGAUGGAACAUGAUCCCUUGGGUUUACUGAUUAUGUAGGGUGCGCCGACCGCCCAGAAACCUCAUGGUAUUCCCCAGUUUGGCGACUUUGAGCACGUCGCGAUAAGUCAGGCUUAUCCUAGUCUCCCUCUCCAGCCAGCCGCACUCAUAUCUAUCUGGCGCCCUCAACAAGUCCCAGUUGCAGAUGGAUUCCGCGCCAAGCCCGUCAUC
This is a messenger RNA of Aspergillus ibericus CBS 121593, 1453 nucleotides long. RefSeq names its product putative 3-oxo-5-alpha-steroid 4-dehydrogenase. The transcript is spliced from 3 exons. The record is from RefSeq and is a predicted model, not a curated record. Gene Ontology annotation, cellular component: endoplasmic reticulum. Bases 312 to 1274 code for a protein of 320 amino acids. Gene Ontology annotation, molecular function: 3-oxo-5-alpha-steroid 4-dehydrogenase activity. Lineage: Eukaryota; Fungi; Ascomycota; Eurotiomycetes; Eurotiales; Aspergillaceae. Gene Ontology annotation, biological process: polyprenol catabolic process; dolichol-linked oligosaccharide biosynthetic process.